This is a messenger RNA of Oryctolagus cuniculus (rabbit), 4427 nucleotides long. RefSeq names its product G protein-coupled receptor kinase 1 (gene GRK1). Gene Ontology annotation, biological process: signal transduction; regulation of opsin-mediated signaling pathway; visual perception. Gene Ontology annotation, cellular component: cytoplasm. NCBI's taxonomy places the organism in Eukaryota, Metazoa, Chordata, Mammalia, Lagomorpha, Leporidae. Gene Ontology annotation, molecular function: rhodopsin kinase activity; ATP binding. The record is from RefSeq and is a predicted model, not a curated record.
CAGGUGUGCCCCAGCCGUGGCCCAGGUGUCUCACGUGUGCCCCAGGUGUGCCCCAGCCGUGUCCUAGGUGUCUCACGUGUGCUCCAGGUGUUCUCCAGGUGUGCCUCAUGUGUGCCCCAGGCGUGUCUCACGUGUGCCCCAGGUGUGUCUCAGGAGUGGCCCAGGUGCUCAGGUGUGUCUCAUGUGUGUUCCAGGUGUCUCUGGUGCUCCAGGUGUGCCCCAGCCAUGGCCCAGGUGUCUCACGUGUGCCCCAGGUGUGCUCCAGGUGUGCCCCAGCCAUGGCCCAGGUGUCUCACGUGUGCCCCAGGUGUGCUCCAGGUGUGCCCCAGCCGUGGCCCAGGUGUCUCACGUGUGCCCCAGGUGUGCCCCAGCCGUGGCCCAGGUGUCUCACGUGUGCCCCAGGUGUGUCUCAGGUGUAGCCCAGGUGCUCAGGUGUGCCCCAGCCGUGUUCCAGAUGGCUCAGUGGUGCCCCAGAUGUGCCUCUGCUGUGUCCUGGGUGUGUGGCCCAGGUAUCUCAGGUGUGGCUCAGGUAUGGCUCAGGUGUGUCCCUGGCUUCUAUGUUCUCAUUGCCUGCUUUGCUCUGUGUGGGCCUCAGCCUGGGGUCACCCCAGGGUCCUCUUCUCCCUGGUUCUUUCUUUCACCUUAGCAAAGCUGCUUCUCUGCAAGUCCCAGGCGAGAAGAAGAAAAGCAAUUUGGAGCUGGUGGUCUCGCCUUCAGAACCCCCUCCCCAGAAGCUGUUCUCCACAUUCCUGUUAUUGGCUGGUUUUCCUCUCACUUGCAUUUUUCUUAAAACUAGAAAUGGAGCAUCAUGGGGGAAACCAACCAGCCAUCGUCACACAGUGAGUUUUCUCUGCAGAAGUGGUCAGUUCCAGCGCAGCUGCUGGGGCCGGGCGGUGGACAGGUCAGCUCAGGAUGAAUCUCAUGCUCCUCCUGGGGGUUUGCCCUUCCUGGGGGAAAACGAAGCCAGGCCCCGAGCUGAAGGUCCGUCUAAUCCGCCUCGGAGCGGCUUAGGGGAUUGUCUGCACCUGCCGGUGACCCCAUGUGUCUCGGUGACCCUGACUGGGAUUUAGCCAGUGCUGCGUCAGCCCUGGGUGGCAGGGGCUUCCCAGCAGGUGGCCAGCAUCCUCGCCUCAGAGGACAUCUCCCUCGUCCUGGGAGGGCAGGAACGGGCCACAGGCCAAGGACAGAGGGUCAGUCCUCAGCUGAUGACUCCUUGUGCUUGAAGUGGGCGGGAGGUCAGCGCCAGGAUGGAUUUCGGAGCCUUGGAGACGGUGGUGGCCAACUCUGCCUUCAUCGCCGCCCGGGGCAGUUUCGAUGGCAGCAUCGCCCCAUCCUCCCGGGACAAGAAGUACCUGGCCAAGCUCAAGCUGCCCCCGCUGUCCAAGUGCGAGGGUCUCCGGGCUGGCCUCAGCCUGGAGUUCGACAGCCUGUGCUCGGAGCAGCCCAUCGGCAAGCGGCUCUUCCAGCAGUUCCUGGGGACGGACCAGAGGCACGUGCCGGCCCUGGAGCUCUGGAAGGACAUCGAGGACUACGACACGGCCGACGACGACCUGCGGCCACAGAAGGCCCGGGCCAUCCUGGCCGAGUACCUGGACCCCCAGGCCAAGCUCUUCUGCAGCUUCCUGGAUGAGGGGACGGUGGCCAGGGUGAAGGAGGGGCCCGUGGCCAGCCAGGACGGCCUCUUCCAGCCGCUGCUGCAGGCCACCCUGGCACACCUGAGCCAGGCCCCCUUCCAGGAGUACCUGGACAGCCUGUACUUCCUGCGCUUCCUGCAGUGGAAGUGGCUGGAGGCCCAGCCCAUCGGGGAGGACUGGUUCCUGGACUUCAGGGUCCUGGGGAAAGGGGGCUUUGGGGAGGUGUCGGCCUGCCAGAUGAAGGCCACCGGCAAGAUGUACGCCUGCAAGAAGCUGAACAAGAAGCGGCUGAAGAAGAGGAAGGGCUACCAGGGUGCCAUGGUGGAGAAGAAGAUUCUAGCAAAAGUGCACAGCCGGUUCAUCGUGUCCUUGGCCUACGCGUUUGAAACCAGGACGGACUUGUGCCUGGUGAUGACCAUCAUGAACGGCGGCGACGUGAGGUACCACAUCUACAACGUGGACGAGGAGAACCCCGGCUUCCCCGAGCCGCGCGCCAUCUUCUACACGGCCCAGAUCAUCAGCGGCCUGGAGCACCUGCACCAGCGGCGCAUCGUCUACCGCGACCUCAAGCCCGAGAACGUGCUGCUGGACAACGACGGCAAUAUCCGGAUUUCUGACCUUGGGCUGGCCGUGGAGCUGAAGGAGGGGCAGACCAAGACCAAGGGCUACGCAGGGACCCCAGGGUUCAUGGCCCCCGAGCUGCUGCGCAGUGAGGAGUACGACUUCUCCGUGGACUACUUCGCCUUGGGGGUGACACUGUACGAGAUGAUUGCUGCCAGAGGACCCUUCCGGGCGCGAGGAGAGAAGGUGGAGAACAAAGAGCUCAAGCAGCGCAUCCUGUCGGAGCCCGUCUCGUACCCCGAGAAGUUCAGCGCAGCCAGCAAGGACUUCUGCGAGGCACUGCUGGAGAAGGACCCCGAGAAGCGCCUGGGCUUCAGCGACGGCUCCUGCGACCGGCUCCGCACCCAGCCCCUCUUCAAAGACAUCAACUGGAGGCAGCUCGAGGCUGGGAUGCUGAUCCCGCCUUUCAUCCCGGACUCCAGGACGGUCUACGCCAAGAACAUCCAGGACGUUGGUGCCUUUUCCACCGUCAGAGGUGUGGUCUUUGACAAGACAGACACAGAAUUCUUUCAGGAGUUUGCCACCGGCAACUGCCCCAUUCCCUGGCAGGAGGAGAUGAUCGAGACGGGCAUCUUUGGGGACCUGAAUGUGUGGCGUGCCGAUGGGCAGAUGCCGGAUGACAUGAAGGGGAUCGCCGCGGAGGAGGCAGCUCCCGCCUCCAAAUCGGGGAUGUGUCUGGUCUCCUAGACCGCUCCCCAGAGCCACGUGCACAGAGGAAGGGCCAUUCAUCGGGCAGUGAGAAGGGACUGAGCCGCCCUGGGACACGAGUGGGGUCCAGCCGUGCAUGGGCAGUGGCGCCUCUGCCCAGGGCCUCUUGAGCUGCCUCCCCCAGAGGCACAAGGAAGAGAAAGCCCAGGCUGGCGUGGAGCAGCCGGACCCUGCCCUGGGGCUGCAGCGACGGCUUUGGCCCCAUUUCACCUUGUAAAGACUCAGACAUGGGGGUGCUGGGUCCUGGGGGAGAGAAAACACAGGGAGGGAAAACACAGCUGGGAUUCACUGCUGCCCACCCCACAUUCAGAGACAGCCGUGGUGAGCGCCUGUCCUCACAUAGCUGUGCCCUGUGUAUGCGCGACUGUGUCCCCACACAGCUGUGCCGUGUAUGAGUGACUGUCCUCACACAGCUGUGCCACGUGUAGUGACUGUCCCCACACAGCCAUGCCCUGUGUAUGAGCGACUGUGUCCCCACACAGCUGUGCCGUGUAUGAGUGACUGUCCUCACACAGCUGUGCCACGUGUAGUGACUGUCCCCACACAGCCAUGCCCUGUGUAUGAGCGACUGUGUCCCCACACAGCUGUGCCGUGUAUGAGUGACUGUCCUCACACAGCUGUGCCACGUGUCGUGACUGUCCCCACACAGCCAUGCCCUGUGUAUGAGCGACUGUGUCCCCACACAGCCAUGCCCUGUGUAUGAGCUACUGUGUCCCCACACAGCUGUGCCGUGUAUGAGUGACUGUCCUCACGCAGCUGUGCCAUGUGUAGUGACUGUCCUCACACAGCCGUAAUCUGUGUGGUGAGCGACUGUCCUCACACAACCAUGCCGUGUGUGUGAACAACUGUGUCCCCACACAGCCAUGUCCCAUGUAUGAAUGACUGUGUCCUCACACAGCCAUGUCCCGUGUAUGACUGACUGUGUCCUCACACAGUUGUGCCAUGUGUGUGACUAUCUCCUCACACAGAUGUGCCCUGUGUAUGAGUGACUGUUCUCACACAGCCGUGCCCUGUGUGAGUGACUGUGUCCUCACACAGCUGUGCCGUGUGUGAACAACUGUGUCCUCACACAGCCAUGUCCCGUGUAUGACCGACUGUGUCCUCACACAGUUGUGCCAUGUGUGUGACUAUCUCCUCACACAGAUGUGCCCUGUGUAUGAGCGACUGUGUCCUCACACAGCUGUGUGCUGUGUAUGAGCAACUGUGUCCUCACACAGCCAUGUCCCAUGUAUGAGCAACUGUGUCCUCACACAGUUGUGCCAUGUGUGUGACUGUGUCCUCACACAGCCGUGCCCUGUGUAGUGAGUGACUGUGUCCUCACACAGUUGUGCCCUGUGUAUGAGUGACUGUUCUCACACAGCUGAUGCUAUGUAGGAUGGACUUCUGUGUCUUCAGACAGCUGAUGCCACAUGUGAUGGGUACCCAUGUCUUUUAAUUAAUUUAUUUACUUUGAUAGAGUUAUAG